Molecule: messenger RNA, 1444 nt
Organism: Austrofundulus limnaeus
Lineage: Eukaryota; Metazoa; Chordata; Actinopteri; Cyprinodontiformes; Rivulidae
Product: tetraspanin-8
Exons: 10
Coding region: 209-925 (238 amino acids)
Biological process (GO): regulation of vascular endothelial growth factor signaling pathway
Cellular component (GO): plasma membrane
Source: RefSeq, a predicted model, not a curated record
GCACCCCGGACCAGGAUCUACAUCUCUCAGGAGUGGAGUGUUUGAAAACGGCCCCAUCAGGACUUUCUCCCUAAAAAAGCUGCAGCUGAUUGGCUGCAGCUCUGCUCUGAUUGUAGAAACUCAAGCUCCUUCAUCACUCAAACUGCACCUCUGCACCGGACUGACUGCACCUCUGCUUCUCCUCACGCUCCAAGAAAAACAAGGAAAAAUGGGGAAAAUUAACGGUUGCCUCAAAUGUGUUUUCAUCUUCUUCAACGUGUUGUUUGCGCUCAUCGGGUGUUUGAUGAUAUUUGGGGCAGUGAAGAGCACCGCCUCCGCCGUCCAGAUGUCCUCGUUCGGAGGUCCUGGUGUCGGGUGGAUCUGGGUGACCGCCAUCGGCGUCUUCGGCAUCUCCUGUCUGGGGAUCUAUGCUGCCUGCUCCGAGAAUCUCCUGGCCCUGAAAAUAUUUGCAGGGUUCAUGGGCGUUGGAAUGAUCAUCAUGCUGAUCUUUGGCAUCAUCGUGGCGGUUUACAGAAACAAGGUGAAAGAAGGUAUCAAAAGUGCCUCCCAUGAGUUUGCCGAGGAGUACAUGAAAAACGACGACUUCAAGGCUUUGAUCARUGCCUUACAAGAACCUUUCCAGUGCUGUGGACUGACGAGCUCUGAGGACUGGGGUGAAACCAUUCCUGACUCCUGUGAAUGCAAGCAAUCAUUCAGCUGUAAACCCAAGCCAACGGGUUACUCAGGCCCAUCCAGUAUCUACUCAAAGACCUGCGGUGAUAUCCUCUUCGACACAGUCGACCUGGUCUUCAARGUGGCCAUGGGCCUUUAUUUUGGAUUUUCUGUUACUGCACUGUUCGGCCUGCUCUUCACGCUCCUCAUGAUCCGUCAGGUGUCGCGCCACGACAGCGCAGGAGGACCGUCGAUGGCCAUGAAAGGCUACUAAAGUUAGCUCCGCCUCUGACGUCUGAACUUUAACUUCUGUAACAUUAACGAGACGUCUCAUUGGUGAACCUUUAAUUCAAUUCUACAGGAACCAUAUGGUAUGCUUCAAGAAUAUUAUUUGUGACAAAAGGCUCUUUUUAUUUUUGUAUUAAUGAAAAUAUUCCUAUAAACAAAUAAUUUGUUGUAAAUUUUUCUGUUUUGUGCUGAAAUGUGGUGUUUUAAUGUUUUAAUGUCAGACAGGCUGAUUUAACCUGAGGAGGUCAGAGGAGAGACCAAACAUACAAACUUUACAGAUAAAAUGUAAACAUUUGGACAGAUUUAGGAUUGUGAACCUCCUGGAGUUGAAUGUGUUUAAGAUGGAUUAAACAUGUAGAACAGUCUCAGGUCUCCAGACUUUAAAUGACCAACAUGAAUAAAACAAACACUGUUACAUAAACUGUUCUGUUGUAAAACCUGCAUCUGUACCAUUCCACAAUAAAUAAUAUCGGGCGAAUAAACGAAUAAACAUCUGAACCCUUCA